This is a messenger RNA of Odontomachus brunneus, 2407 nucleotides long. Its product is annotated as modular serine protease-like. The record is from RefSeq and is a predicted model, not a curated record. Gene Ontology annotation, molecular function: serine-type endopeptidase activity; protein binding; G protein-coupled receptor activity. Gene Ontology annotation, biological process: proteolysis. Gene Ontology annotation, cellular component: plasma membrane. The transcript has 10 exons. NCBI's taxonomy places the organism in Eukaryota, Metazoa, Arthropoda, Insecta, Hymenoptera, Formicidae. The coding region runs from base 52 to 2214 and encodes 720 amino acids.
AUCGAGAAUGUUAAAAGCGUGAUUCCCAAAAGUUCCGUUAAUCCUUUAGAAAUGAUCGCACUGGUGAUAGCGUUCGUGAUGAUUCUCGGUGUGACGCAAGUUAAUAUGGAGCAAAUCAACCGCACGAAUUCAUCAUCGACGUUCAUUUGCAUGGAUGGGAGCGUGGCAUCAUUAGCGAGCAUCUGCGAUGGAGUUCCUCAUUGCCCGGACUCCUCGGACGAAGUCGCAACAUUAUGCCGUCACGUCCUGUGUCCGACGUACAUGUACAGAUGCAGCUAUGGUGCUUGCGUGACUCGCGCCGCGCGUUGCGACGGUCUGACGGAUUGCGUGGAUGCCAGCGACGAGUUCGCCUGCGAUCGUGAUUCUAACGACAUUUGCUCCGAUCGCGAGUUCCAGUGCUCCACGACCCCUCGAGAGUGCAUACCUCUUCGUGAGGUGUGCGACGGUCACAAAGAUUGCUCGGAUGGGAGCGACGAGAACGCGAUGACUUGCCGCGAGUAUUUGUGUCCUGAAUACACGUUCCGUUGUUCAUAUGGAGGUUGCGUUCAUCAGGAAACGGUUUGCGACGGUGUCAAGGACUGCGUGGACGGCACCGACGAAGACUCGAGCAUGUGCGCGGCAAUGAAUUGCGAAGGUGAAGAAUGCGCGCGAUAUAGAUGCAGAGACGAGGAAUUUACAUGCGAGAGCGGAGCACAGUGCUUGCCGAUAGUCAAAGUAUGCGACGGCACUCGACAUUGCAGAGACGCGUCGGAUGAAAGCGCAGAAAUGUGCAGAGCGCGCGAAUGUCCUGAAAAUUGGUUCCGCUGCGCGUACGGUGGUUGCAUUCGACUUGAAUUGAAGUGUAACCUCCAGCUCAAUUGCUAUGACUGGAGCGACGAGGAGGAAUAUCUGUGCGGGGUGACGCUGCCCGAAGGCGCUUGUCGGUUACCAAUGGCAAAACCGGGAACACAUUAUAGUAUAAGUGGAUGUUCAAGGUGCCGCCCGGGCGAAAUUGUCCCUCAAUUCACGCGUCUCGACUACACCUGCGACACUGAGGAUUCCUUGCAGGGUCCGAGUGAAGUUUAUUGUCGGAACAAUCGUUGGUCCCCUGUUCUUCCGAGUUGUAUCGCUGGAAACCAAUCGGAGGGGAUAACAUGUCCGGCACUUGUUGAGGCGUAUGGUGCGUUCAAACGAUGCCAGGCGAUGUGGGGUCCUCAUAAAGGAUGGCUACCUUGCAACCGCGCCCUUCCGGUCGGCACGCGAGUUCUUCUAGAGUGUCCGGCUUUCUACGAGCGUCGUAAAGGAUCUUCGAGUGUCGUGUGCCUCCACGACGGCACGUGGAGUCAAACACCCCUGAGCUGCGCUCCUACCUGUGGAACGAGAGACUCCACAGCCGCAGCACUGAUCGUAAAGGGAUGGCGCGUCGAGGAGAAGGAGACCCUGCCGUGGCAAGCCACCCUGUUCUCUCACGAGGACGGUGAAUGGAGAUUCUUUUGCGGUGGCACACUGAUAGCGGAACGUAUCGUGUUGACUGCUGGUCAUUGCCUCUGGAAAACCUCGACGGACACCGUGCGCGUCGCUUUCGGGACUCUCUCGAGCAAUCUGACGGAAGCGGGGGAGGACGCGCAAGUGCUCGACGUGGACAGCAUCAGGCUGCAGAGUGCGUAUCAGGAUCAUGAGAGUAACUACGGAUCGGAUAUCGCGUUGCUGGUCUUGAAGAGAGCCGUAACCAUCGAUUCGACCGUCUCACCUGUCUGCCUUCCUCAGCGUUUCGACAAGAUCUUGACGGAAGCUCAAGAAAACGGCGGAUUUGGAUUGGUUGCUGGCAUGGGACUGACGGAGAACGACACGUUUAGUACGAGUAUGAGGAUGACCACGAUGAAAAUCGUCUCCGACGACGAGUGCCGUCAAAAUCAAAAGAGGGACUUUCGCAAGUACUUAACUUACACGUCCUUUUGCGCCGGAUGGGCGAAUGGUACAGGAGUGUGCAACGGAGACAGUGGCGGAGGAUUGGUGCUCCAGCGGCCGAAUUCUAGUGUGUGGGAGGUUCACGGGAUCGUCUCCGUGAGUCCACGCAGAUUGGGUACCAGUAUAUGUGAUCCAAACUUUUACACCAUCUUCACAAAGGUUUCAGUGUACGUCGACUGGAUUAAUCAGGUUGUCGAAAGUAUACCGGUCAGUGGCCCACCUGAUCUUGAUCGACAACCGAACGCGGAUGACAUCAUCGUUAAAUAAAGCCACUUCUUCGGCAAUAAACGGCCUGUUGAAGUCUUUUAUGUACCCGCGUCUUCUCGUAAAAUUAAAAUCAUAUAAUGCAAAUACAAUUAUAAAAUUACAAUACAAAUUAAGGGAGGAACAAUUCACACAACAUGUAUGUUUUAAAGAUUUUUUAAAGACGUCUACUUUCUUGGAGACAUCUUUAAAAUAC